Carcharodon carcharias (great white shark) is the source of this 5800-nucleotide messenger RNA. It is a transcript of the gene ace, whose product is annotated as angiotensin I converting enzyme (peptidyl-dipeptidase A) 1. Gene Ontology annotation, biological process: proteolysis. Gene Ontology annotation, molecular function: metallopeptidase activity; peptidyl-dipeptidase activity. NCBI's taxonomy places the organism in Eukaryota, Metazoa, Chordata, Chondrichthyes, Lamniformes, Lamnidae. The transcript is spliced from 25 exons. Gene Ontology annotation, cellular component: plasma membrane. The coding region runs from base 316 to 4170 and encodes 1284 amino acids. The record is from RefSeq and is a predicted model, not a curated record.
GCAAGAUUCAGCUCACUCCAACACUCCUGUAGUAUGAAGCAGCCUUCACACAGCAAGAGCAAGCACACAGGCAGAUGUGAAGAAAUCUCUUUUGGCUGGGGUAGCUGAUGGCUCUGGGAGAUGCCUGUAACACAGAGUGCAGUAAAACAAGGAAACAACUAAAGAGAGCUUUUAUUAUUCUGAACGGUGCUGUAAGGUUAUGCGUUAUCAGCAGAUCAGAGCUGGGAAGCCUGGGCUGGACACGAUUGUAUUUAAAGAGGCUGGUUUUGGGGAACGUACUGAGAAAGGAGCAGUCAUCACAACAGGCAAACCGCUAUGCUCUGGCUCCUCGCACUGCUCCUCCUCAUUGGGGGUUCUUGUGCCCUGGAUCCACAAUACGGCCCCAAGAACUACAGCAUGGAUGAACAGGGAGCAAAAUUAUUUGUGAAAGAUUACAAUGGACCAGCACAGAUCAUCUACUUCAAGAGUGUUUCAGCCAGCUGGGAAUACAACACGAAUCUGAACAAAUACAACCAGCAGAAACAGAUCGAUGCCUCCCUGGAAGAACAGGAAUUUGUGGAAGUUUGGGCCAAGAAAGCAAAGAAACUGUUUAAUGACACCAAGAAUUUUACUAAUAAAACAGUGACAAGGCUCAUCAAUCAGAUUCGUAUCCUGGGCCCCGCUAACCUCAAUCCCAAUGAGAGAAAGCAGUACAACACCAUCCUGAGUGUAAUGGACAACAUUUACUCCACUGCUAAGGUGUGUCCACCCAAACAACACAACAACUGCUGGUCUCUUGAACCUGAUCUUGUGGAUAUAAUGGCAACAUCUCGGAGUUACCAAAAGCUGCUGUAUGUGUGGGAAGGUUGGCACAACAAUGCAGGAAAUGCAGUGAGAAGCAAGUACUCUGAAUUUGUAAAGAUGAGUAAUAAAGCCUCUCGAAUGGACGGAUUUAAAGACACGGGAGACUAUUGGAGAUCCUGGUAUGAUUCAGCGACAUUUGCAGAGGAUCUUGAAAAGAUCUAUGACCAGCUCAAACCGCUCUACCUUAAUCUUCACGCCUUUGUGAGGAGAAAGUUGUAUCAGAGAUAUGGAUCCAAGUACAUCAAUCUGAGAGGACCUAUUCCUGCACAUCUCUUGGGUAACAUGUGGGCCCAGCAAUGGAACAACAUCUAUGACAUGAUGAUCCCAUACCCAAACAAAGGCAAUAUCGAUGUCACCGAUACGAUGGUUGCACAGCAAUGGAAUGUCACUCACAUGUUCAGAGAAUCGGAGAAGUUCUUCGAAUCCCUGGGGCUCAUCCCGAUGCCACAGGAAUUCUGGAAUCAUUCAAUGCUCGAGAAACCCAAGGAUGGGAGGGAAGUUGUCUGCCAUGCAUCUGCUUGGGACUUUUACAACCAGAAGGACUUCAGAAUCAAACAGUGCACGACAGUCACUAUGGAGCAGCUCUUCACCGUACACCAUGAAAUGGGCCAUGUGGAAUACUAUCUUCAGUACAAGGAUCAACCAGUCAGCUUCAGGAGUGGGGCCAACCCAGGCUUCCACGAAGCAAUCGGAGACGUAAUGGCACUCUCAGUGUCCACGCCCAAGCACUUGAAUCAAAUUGGACUACUGAAAUCUGCCAUGAAUGACAAUGAAAGCGACAUUAACUACCUCCUGAAAAUGGCAUUGGAAAAGAUUGCCUUCCUCCCAUUUGGAUAUCUAAUUGACCAGUGGCGCUGGGGAGUGUUCAAUGGACGGAUUUCACCAGAGAACUAUAACUAUGAAUGGUGGUAUCUGAGGACAAAGUACCAAGGGAUCUGCUCACCCAUUCCAAGAGAUGUAAAGAACUUUGACCCUGGUGCCAAGUACCACAUCCCGGCAAACACACCUUACAUCAGGUACUUUGUGAGUUUUAUCCUGCAGUUUCAAUUCCACAAAGCUCUGUGCAAUGAGGCAGGACAAACAGGACCUCUGCAUAAAUGUGACAUUUACAACUCAAAGGCAGCUGGUAACAAACUCCGUGAGGCACUGAGAGCUGGUUCCUCUGAAGAUUGGCAGGUCAUCCUUGAGAAGAUGACAGGCAGCAAGAAAAUGGAUGCUACAGCUCUGCUUGAGUAUUUUAAGCCCAUCACUGACUGGCUGCUGAAUGAGAACAAACUAAACAAAGAAGAGCUGGGUUGGCCUGAAUUUGACUGGCAUCCUCCAAUCCCUGAUGGAUACCCAAAUGGCAUUGACAAAGUGACCGAUGAAAAAUUAGCAGACAGCUUUCUGACCAACUACAACAACGUUACGGAGAAAGUGUGGUACGACUACACAGAGGCCUCAUGGACCUACAAUACCAACAUCACCGACCAUAACAACAAGGUCAUGCUGGAUAAAAGCCUAAAGAUGAACAAUCACUCACUGGUAUACGGUAAGAAAGCUAGGAAUUUUGACUCCACGGACUUCCAAAGCCCAGAAAUCAAACGUAUUCUCAAGAAACUGAGUGACAUUGAACGUGCAGCUCUUCCUGAGGAAGAAGUGAAGGAGUACAACAAUGUCUUGUCUGAAAUGGAAACCACCUACAGUAUUGCAAAAGUAUGUUACGCAAACAAGACUUGUCAUCCUCUGGACCCUGAUCUAACAGCACUCAUGGCGACUUCAAACAACUACAACGAUCUGCUGUUUGCUUGGCAAGGAUGGAGAGAUGCCUCAGGAAAGAAAAUGAGGACCAACUUCAAGAAAUAUGUGGAGUUGAGCAACAAGGCAGCGAGACUGAAUGGUCACACUGAUACUGGAGCUUUCUGGAGGUCACUUUAUGAGUCCAACACCUUUGAAGCAGAUUUGGAGAAUAUUUACCAGCAGCUGAAGCCCCUGUACCUGAACCUACAUGCAUAUGUCAGGAGAGCAUUGCACAAGAAAUAUGGAAACCAAUACAUCAAUCUGAAGGGUCCAAUCCCAGCUCAUCUCUUGGGAAAUAUGUGGGCCCAAUCAUGGAACAAUAUCUACAAAUUGGUGAUGCCAUAUCCUAGUGCCAGCCACGUUGAUGCUACACCUCAAAUGGUGGCCCAGAACUGGAAUCCCUUAAGAAUGUUUAACGAAUCAGACCGCUUCUUCACAUCACUUGGCCUCAUCCCGAUGCCAAAGGAAUUCUGGGAAAAGUCGAUGAUUGUGAAACCGGCGGACCGUGAAGUUGUUUGCCAUGCCUCCGCCUGGGACUUCUUCAACAAGAAAGACUUUAGAAUUAAGCAGUGCACGGUGGUGAACAUGGAGGACCUGAUAACGGUUCAUCACGAAAUGGGCCACAUUCAAUAUUUCCUUCAGUACAAAGACCAGCCCAUCUCAUUCCGAGAUGGUGCUAACCCUGGGUUCCACGAGGCCAUUGGAGAUGUUAUGGCUCUGUCAGUAUCCACUCCCAAACAUCUCCACAGCAUCGGACUCCUCAACAAGGUGGAAAAUAACCAAGAGAGCGAUAUUAACUACCUGAUGAGCAUGGCCUUGGACAAGAUUGCUUUCCUUCCAUUCAGCUACUUGAUGGAUCAAUGGCGAUGGAAGGUGUUUGAUGGACGGAUCCCAGAAGAUGUUUACAACCAGGAGUGGUGGAAUCUCAGGUUAAAAUAUCAGGGUGUGUGCCCUCCUGUCCCUCGCUCAGAGGAAGAUUUUGACCCUGGUGCAAAGUUUCAUAUUCCUUCAAGUGUUCCUUACGUCAGAUACUUUGUGAGUUUCGUCAUCCAGUUCCAGUUCCACGAGAGCCUUUGUAAAGUCGCUGGUCAAACAGGACCUCUGUACAAAUGUGACAUCUACAAAUCAAAAGCUGCAGGAAAACGCAUUGGGGAUGCCUUGAAACUGGGAAGCAGCAAACCUUGGCCCGAGGCCAUGAAGAUGAUCACAGGGAAUUCAACGAUGUCUGCUAAUUCCCUGCUGAAAUACUUCCAGCCACUGACAGAUUGGCUCAUUGACAAAAACAGAAAGAAUAAUGAGACCUUGGGAUGGCCUCACUAUGACUGGACUCCAGCUCUUGCCGCAGUUGAACCUCCAUCGACACAAGUUUCAAACAGCCAAGUGGAUUUUCUGGGCAUGAGUUUAGGACCAGAGCAGGCAACAGCAGGCCAGUGGAUCCUGCUUGUACUGACCCUUGCCCUGGUCAUAGCAGUAACAGUCCUUGUAGCAAGAAUAAUUUUAAAAAAGAGGCGUCCUAACAAAUCGACAUCUGAACUUGAAUUGAAAUGAAAACAAAUCUCAUCAGGUCAGAACUCUUCACUAUGCAAAAAAAAACAAUAAUUCAACACUCAAUUUGUAUUUGUAAAUCUGCUGUAAGAAUGUUUAAUCAGUCUCUUGGGGUGGACAGUCUUCAUACUUUGGACACUUCAGCAUCGAUUAGAUACUUGGUGCGGGGAUGUAAAAUAAUAUAUUAAAGGAUUCUCUUAUGCCUGUGAUUUGCUGUAACUUUUGAAUGUGAAAAUAAUGUAAGUUAGAGCAGUGUCAGGUUACAUUGUUGAGAUUCCAUGACAAAGAUAUACUGUCCUAUAGUGAUGUUGUUCUCUGGAUGUUGCUGUGACCCUGAGUCUGUCCGCUUUGAAAAUGUCUGUCUUAUGACCAUGUCUCACUACAGCGAGCGAACAUUUAACUGAUGACAGGGCUGAUACAUUCUAGAAUUGGACAAAUGAGGGGAAUGUUUCCCCGCUCAAGGUUUUGUCUCCCACCCCGCCCCCUCUUUACUGAAUACCAGAAUUCCCUUGAAGUCCCUCCCAACCCUUAACACAUUGGCUGUGCCUCUGUAUCCCAGUGCCCUCAUCACACCAAGUAGCACCCUCAAUCGUGAGAGCAGCUGAUGUAAGAUUCCCACACUCCUGGCAUAGCAUCAACAAGCAAUUGAACUGCCAAGUUUCGAGCAGAACAUAAGGACCUUUCAACCAAUCUUAAGGAAAAAUCAUUAAUCGCAGGAUUUCAGUGCAGGAUGUGAAUAGUCUGGGGAAAUGUCAUAAAUCAUUGAUAUUCCCAUCAUACCUCAAAACUCACAGCUUGUUUUAAAAUGGGCAACACGGCAGCACUGCACCCAACUCUACAUCCAGCCUUGGUAAAGCCUCACAGGACCUUGAAAGCAGUUUGACUUUUUUUUUCUUAAAAUCGUUUCCACCGCUUCCCUCCCCUUUCCCCCCACCCCCCCCCCCCCACCCCCCCCUAAAAUAUCCAACUAUUGAAGAGGUGCUAAAUGUAAUUUAUUUGGCCCAACAAUGGCCCACGAAUUUCUGCCAUGAGGGGUUGAACAGUACAGAGAGUGAAGGUCCCAUGUUUGAUCUGCAGUCUGUGCAAGGUUUGCUGAUCUCAAUCAGGGUGGCUGUUGGGGUUCUGCAAUGCACCUUCUGUGCUGGGGAGGUGAGGUUUAGUCAGUGUUUUCCCUUCUGAUUGCCAUCCUGUGGUACCCCCCAUGGAAGUGACCUUAUGCAGACAUGGAUUGAAGAGAAGGUGAGACUCAACUGUGAUGCCUUGGGUAGCUGAAUAGCAAAUUAGCACUCAAAUCAACUCUCGGCUCCGGCAAGAUAACCCAGAAGGCAAGCAACGUUCGUGGAGAACUAAACCCAUGCAAGGAGCCAUGACCUUAAGCAGAAAAAGGGAGAGGACUGAUAUCAAGAAUUUACCAUGGAAACCAAAUCCAGAGGCAUCCUCAGAAAAAUUGCUGCUGUGUUCCAGAAAAAUCUAGCCCAUAACAUUGUUUCUCCAAUGUAGAUAUAUACAUCCAUUGCAUGAAUUUUGUGUGGUGAUUCACAUAGGAAGUGUUCAGAGAAUGUAAACCAAGAGUAUAUGGUUGAAGAAAUUGUUCUAACAAACAGCAUGCACAAUAUACUUGAGCUGGUUCAAA